Brienomyrus brachyistius is the source of this 3608-nucleotide messenger RNA. It is a transcript of the gene ofd1, whose product is annotated as OFD1 centriole and centriolar satellite protein. Bases 291 to 3350 code for a protein of 1019 amino acids. Gene Ontology annotation, biological process: epithelial cilium movement involved in determination of left/right asymmetry. Lineage: Eukaryota; Metazoa; Chordata; Actinopteri; Osteoglossiformes; Mormyridae. The transcript has 24 exons. The record is from RefSeq and is a predicted model, not a curated record. Gene Ontology annotation, molecular function: protein binding. Gene Ontology annotation, cellular component: ciliary basal body; centrosome.
CAAUCGGGGUUUAUUCCGGCGCGGUUUGAUGACGUCGAUACCGGAAAAACAAAAUCGACGUAAUCCUGAAUAACUGCCAAGGGAUCCGCUUACGCUCUAAGCAUGAACUGAGCCGGAAGAACCGGCCGAGCGCCUGCCGCUGCAUGGGUCUCACCUCCCGGUUGCCUUGACCGUUUAAAUGCCUUGACCGUUUGAUGCGCACUGCACCUCAUCCUUAGAUACAUGGGAGAAUUUACUGCUUUACUGAUCACAAAUGAAGUUUUGCAAAUCAGAAACGCGGUAAGAUCAAGAUGUCUGCGGUUAAAGAGGAUGUAAUUUCCCCGGACGAGAUGAGAAAAAGGCUGUACCAGACUUUUAAAAAUCGCGGGGUUGCGGACGCUCUGAAGACCCAGCUUCGCAAUCAGUUGAUCCAUGAACUGAAGCAUCCAGAAUUUGGUGGAGACAGAAAGCCCAGUCCACUUCCAACUAAAGCUGACUCGGUCAUGAUGACCGCAUCUAACAGCUUGGUGCUGGACCACUUGGAAAAGGCAGGCUAUGAGUACACACUGUCUGUCUUCUACCCUGAGAGUGGCAUGGCCAAAGACAGGGUGUUUUCGACAAAAGAUCUUCUUCGGCUACUGAAAAUCAGUCCGCAGUCUGCCUUCUACAAAUCUCUGACCUCAGGUAUGCAGAAUGAUGCCACAUACCACAAAGGUUUUCUGAUGCAGUUGCUGACAGAGCUGACAGACCACCACAUGCACCAAGAAUGCCGUGAUGCUGAUACUCAGACAGGUUGUGGUCCACACUAUAGAGAAUCACUUGUUGAGAAGUUUCAGAUGAUCGAGGAUGAGUACGCGGCCCUCCGUCAGCAAGGAAGUAGGUGGAAGUCUCUGGAGGGAAAGACGCUUGAGCACCGGAGGGAGAUCGAAUCUCAGCUUCAGGCAGAGAUGGAUGCUAAACUUCAGCAUUUUAAAGAAGUGGAGGUGGCCAAAAUUAAGCUAGAGGAGAAGGAGAAGACUCACAAGGAGGUCCAGGAGCUGAGGAGAGAGAUGGAAAGGACCUACGAGAAGAAGUGUGAGGGGCUGAUGAGCAGAGAGCAACAUGCCAUUGAGAGACUACAGAAGCAGCAGGAGAUAGAAGAGAGGGAUCUCUACAAGCAGAGACAGGCCCUGUUGUCUGAAAUCGAGGCUGUUCGGAGCAGAGAGGCUGAGCUGAGACUCACAAAAGAAGCUUUUGAAAAGAUGUGUAAAUUACACGAAGAAAAGAACAGGAGCUCUGAGGAGCUUCUCAGACGUAGAGAGCUUGCGGUGAAGACCCUGGAGGACACCUACGACCAGAAGCUGAAGAAUGAGCUAACCAGGUAUCAACUGGAGCUGAAAGAGGAGUAUCUCAGGAGGACGGAAAAGCUUGCGAAAGAUGAGGAAAGAGUCAAAGCGGAGGCUGCUUGCCUGCAGAGGGACCUGGCCUCUGUGGACACUAAGGCAGAGGAGCACAGGCAGGCCUGCGCCGCGCUGAGCCACCUCAAGGUGGAGGUGGACACAGUGCUGGCCCAGAAUGCACUGCUGACUCGGGAGAAGGAGGAACUGCAGGGGAGGCUGGAUUCCGUCAGUGACUACGUGGAGCUGAGGAGGGACCGGGCCGAGCUGCGGACCCAGAUGGGGCUGGUCAGGAGGCAGCUGGAGCAGCUGCAGGAGGAGAACCGGCAGCUCAGAGAAGAGAUGAGCCAACCCUCAAAAGUGCAGCUGGCUAUGCAGGUGGAGCUGCACCGGGUGGAGGAAGCCAGGAAGCUGGAGGAGGAGGAGUUCGAGAGCCAGAAGCAGCUGCUGCAGAUGCAGCUCCAGGCAGAGGUGGAGCGUAACGGGCAGCUGCAAGGCCACCUCUCGGAGUGCCAGGAGAGGGCGCAGUGGAUGAGCGCACACGUGGAGGAGAUCAAGCUGCAGCUCCGGCAGACGCAGCUAGCCCUGGAAAAUGAAGUUCUGCGCAACCCCAAGCCCUCGCUGGUGGACCGUUCUGUGCUGGAGCUCAGCGCCGACAAGCUGGUGCCACCCGACAUCUACAUGGAUGGUCUAACCGCAAGGAGGCGGGAGGCCCGCGCUGGGGUCGCAGAAGCCUGUCGGCGUUGGCCCCUGCGAGCCCGCAGCGCCUCCCCAGACCCCGACGCCGAGCUGGUGGCCGGUGCCAAAGCCCGCAUCCGGGAGCUGGAGAAGGAAGCGGAGACUCUGGAGGAGGCCUACAGAAAGUACCAGCAGAGGGCGACGCGCUUGGCUGUCGCUGGCCUCCAGGUCCCCCGGGCACGCUCUCCCCAGCUGAAAGCACACAGCUUCGGCUCCGGGCCCCCGCCUGCCCCCCAGCCCAGAGUGACCUUUGCCGAGGAUGGGCCGCUCGCUCGCAGCCUCCUCCCUGAGUUUGUCAGUGCCAAGCUGCUGGAGUCUCUGGACUUCAGAGAGGAGCGGGCAGCUGGGGAGCAAACACCACCAGGGUGCAGUGAUACUCCCCCCAGGCGCCUGUCCUCUACCCCCCUGUCUGUCGCCAAACGGGAUCUUCCCAGGGAGACUGUGGAAGAUACCCGGGGCUCCCCCAUGAUGUUCAGCAGCCUGUCGCCGACACGGCAGCUCUCCCCCAUCCCCCGGGGGCGGGCAGUGGAGCUGAGCCCACCGGGGAGUCCCCCUCUGAGGAGUACAGCACGAGAGCCCUACAGCUCACCAACAGCACAGCAGAGUGACUCUAGCUCAGGUUCCUCCCCUCAUCCGGAGAAAAUAUCCCUGCAGGACCUGACAGAGCCCCCUCAAGAGCCCAGCCGCAUUCCUGAGCUUCUCCAGGACGAACGGGACCAUCUGUCCCCCGGGGCCUCAGAGGCCCAAAGGAUCAGCCCGCCGGGGGCAGUGGGGAGGCGGGAGGAGGCUGCGCCCCAUAUCCUUGAUGGCCAAUCUACUCAGAUCCCAGUACGACAAGAGGAGGAGGAGGAGGAGGAGGAGGAUGAUGAUAGAGGCGUGAAGUGGGAGCUGGAGGGCCAGAUCAGAGAAGAGAGGUGGAGACAGGAGGACUUGGAGUCCCUCGAGAGACCAGAAGAGCAGAGGUUGCUUGAGGAAGGGGGCAUGUCCCAGGAGUGGAGCACCAAGGGGGACAAAACAACCAAACAGGAGGGUGAGGUUGCAGAUACCGUCUCCAAAAGCUCAGAAACCAGCCCCACCCUGGAUCCUCUGGCGAAGUACAUGAGGAUAGUCAUGCAAGGGAAGGAGGCAGAGACUGAUCAGCAUCCGGGCAAGGAUGAAGCAGGAGGAGGAAGUCUGGCGGCAGACAUCCUCUCUGACGAUAAAGACAACAGCAUCAUCGCUUUCUCCCAGGAUGAAGCUGAUGACGAUUUCUGGUGAAAAAGCCCUGAAGCGACAUACCAGGACCAGACAUUUCACAAGCAAGGUCCUUUUUAUCGUGUUUAGGAUCUUUGUGUUUUAGUAACCUGACUGGAAGAAUGAGGGAGUGAUGAAUGCCUAUCACCAGCAUCUCUGCUGGCACCUACACAUGAUGUCACGUCACCUUAAUACCCAAACUAAUAUGUGAAUUGUGUUGUUUUUAUAUGGUAAGAUUUGGCAAUUUGUGUAACUGUGAAUAAAGUUGAUUAUCAUGGUUUA